This is a messenger RNA of Lactuca saligna, 665 nucleotides long. The record is from the annotation of a GenBank genome assembly. Lineage: Eukaryota; Viridiplantae; Streptophyta; Magnoliopsida; Asterales; Asteraceae.
AAAAUAUUUACAUCCAUUCAUCAUCUCCUUCGAUCAUAUUCAGUAUGAGCUACACCAAUCAAAGCCAGCCUCCUGACACCGCUGCCGGGCCUCCUCCACCACCACAAGGUUAUCCGUCGGAAGGACAAAUUAAAGAGAUAUACCCAUCACAAGGAUACGGAUAUCAAGGAUAUCCGCCACAAGGAUACCCACUGCAAGGGUAUUCACAUCACGGGUACCCAUCCCAUGGUUACCCUCCACAAGGGUACCCACAACAAGGAUAUCCACAUCAUGGAUACCCUCCACAAGGAUACUCACAUCAUGGGUAUCCACAACAGUAUGCCAUUCAUUAUGUUCCUCCUCAUCAACCCCCGCAAGGCAGCGGUUUCGCGGAAGGCUGUUUAGCUGCCCUAUGUUGUUGUUGUCUUUUGGAUGCAUGCUUUUGAAGAAGCUCACGAGUUGCAGAUUUCUUUACCUUUUGAUUUUGUUGUAGGAAAUAACUUGGACUUACAAAUAAAAACGUGUAUUGGUUUUCUUUAAAAUGAUCGUUUAGGUCGAUAGAUUGUGAGAGAUCAUUCAUUUAUCUGGUUUAUAUGAAAACGAUGUUUGUAGAACCCUGAUAGUCAGUCUAUUGUGAUAUUGUAUGGCCUAUAUUAUUUUUUGCAACAUGAAGGUCAAUUGUGAAU